UUGGGUUCCUUUGAUUAAUGUUGACAUUGACAAAUGAAAACAAAUGAUGAUAUUUGAGUGGUAUUUCUCUUUAUAUCUAUACGCUGCUGUUGGACUCUGGUAGCAGCAGGCUGCACUUCCAUUUUGCUUUAAUAAUUUGAUAUCUGAAUGACAAAGUGAUUUCCAUUGGGUCAGGUGAAAUGCUGGCAAAUUAGACGGCAGACAAAAGCUCCUCAAGCUGCAGGGACCAUCCAUUCUGAUUUUGAGAAAGGAUUUAUUUGCGCUGAGGUCAUGAAAUUUGAUGAUCUAAAGGAACUCGGCAGUGAGUCGGCUGUUAAGGCGGCUGGAAAAUAUAAACAGGAGGGAAAAACUUACGUGGUUCAAGAUGGAGACGUAAUAUUUUUCAAGUUCAACGUUUCUGGGGGUGGUAAGAAGUGAGAACUAUGUGUAUCUUCUAGAAAGCUAAGGUCAAUGUUACGAACUUUGUUGUCUUGAUCAAUAUGAGUUUUCACGACACAACAGCAAUAUCUGUAACUUGUUUCUACAUUUUUGUAGAACUCUGUUUCUUGAUAUUGAAUUGAAGCAUACACUUGAUUUACUUGGUAUGUGUUGAUGUAUUUUUGGAACAACAAAAUUUUCCCUGGGAUACUCAAUCUUCUAAAUGCAAACUUAAUAUAAUCAUGUUCAUUAU
Rubroshorea leprosula is the source of this 670-nucleotide messenger RNA. The record is from the annotation of a GenBank genome assembly. Lineage: Eukaryota; Viridiplantae; Streptophyta; Magnoliopsida; Malvales; Dipterocarpaceae.